UAAAGGGGGAGAAGAAUCUGCCAUGUUCAUAGGCCACCUCCCCUUCUGGCGAUGAGCGAUGGAAUGCAACAAGGAGGAGGCUCUCCGGGCGAUGGAGAUCGCCGAGCGGAAGCUGUCGGAGUCCGACGUCGACGGCGCCCGCAAGUUCGCCGGCAAGGCCCGGAGCCUCUACCCCGCCCUCGCCGGCCUCCCCCAGCUGGCGGCCACCCUCGACGUCCACGCCGCCGCGCGGCGGGCGAUCGACGGCGAGCCGGACUGGUACGGGGUCCUCGGCCUCGAUCCCUCCGCCGACGACGAGGCGAUCCGGCGGAGCUACCGGCGGCUCGCGCUCCUCCUCCAUCCCGACAAGAACAGGGCCGCCGGCGCCGACGGGGCGUUCAAGAUUCUCUCCGAGGCCUGGAGCGUGCUGUCCGACAAGGCGAAGCGGUUCGCGUAUGACCUGAAGCGCAAUUCGAUGGCCCGCAGCAACGGGAAGUCCGCGGCGGCGGCGGCGGCGGCGGCGGGCCGGCAGAAUGGAUUCCACGGUUUUCCAGGUACGCAUCGGGAUUACAAUGCGAGGGAUUGGAGGAGGGCUUCGGCUUGUCCUUAUCAGAAUGCGAAUGGAGGUGGGGAUUGGAGGGGCGGUGCUGCUGCUCAUGGGGUUCACACUUCGGCUUAUGCCCCUCGGGAUUACAAUGCCCGGGACUGGCGGGGUGCUGCCGAUGCUAAUUAUGCUCCGGCCACUCCUCGGACGACAUUCUGGACGCAGUGCGGUGCUUGCCAAAUGAAGUAUGAAUACCUGAUCCGCUACCUCAAUCAGCAAAUUCUCUGCCCCAGUCCUGGCUGCCGUAAACCCUUUGUGGCCAUCGAGAUUCCACCUCCACCGGUAGAUGGACAUAGGUUACCUGAUUCACAGGCUUUUUUUGAAGCACAACAGUAUCCUUAUAGAAUGAGAAAUCAUGGGUAUGCAUCGGUGAGGGGGCCAACUUCUGCCCCAAAUGCGGGUUCAACAAGCUUCUCUGGUACGCACUUGCCGCCAAAGUUUGGUUCUUCCUUUGGCACAUUACCCAAAUUCGUCAGUGAUAGAGGUGCCCCUGCACCUGCAUCAUAUGCUCCUCAAGCUUCAGGUGUGUUUGAACCUCUGAUUCGGCACCGGAAGAGAGGCCGUAGGGAGGGAGCAGCUGCAGUUCAAGAGGAGUAUGGCGAGAGGAUUCAAAUGUCUAAGAAGGCUCGAAGUGGUUCAGUGAGAAUGUCGGCUGAUGUUAGUACCCCAGGAACUGAUUGGAUGGAAAAAAGGAAAGUUGAUGAGAGUGGCAUAAAUAAGAAAGUCUCGGAGGGUGCAAGUCAAGCAGCAUUUGCAAAUAGUAGAGGAGUUGUAACAGGAAGUACGUCUGGACUUCAAAACGGACCCCUGGAUCGGGUGAGGGGAAAUUUCAGUUUAAUUAAUCGGUUCGACGGCUUGAGGGAUCUUUCUCCACUAGAAUUGCGAAAUAUGCUGAUACAUAAAGCAAAAAAAGAAAUUCGUAUGAAGCUUGAUGAGUGGAGAGUUGAGAAAGAACUUUCAGAUGGACGAAAGUCAUUGCAAGGGGAGGUCAAGGAGAAGUAUGGGAAAGUGCAGAAGGCUCCUGCAAGUGGUGCUAAGACCAGUCCUGUUAAGCAUAGGGAGCAUGUGGAUGGUAAGGACAGAGUUCGGUUGGAAAAGGCUUCCCAUUCUAUUUCCAAUGUCGAAUCUGAAGUAGAGAACUUUGUCCCUAUGCAAAUGCUUGUUACAGACCCAGAUUUUUAUAAUUUUGACAAGGAUCGGACAGAGGAUUCAUUUGGCAAUAAUCAAGUCUGGGCUGCUUAUGAUGAUGAUGAUGGGAUGCCCCGUUACUAUGCUCUGAUCCACACUGUCAUAUCAUUGAAACCAUUCAAGAUGCGCAUAAGUUGGCUUGGUUCCAAAAGUAACCAAGAACUUGGCCCUAUGUGUUGGGUUGGAUCUGGCUUCCCAAAGACCUGUGGGCAUUUGCGAAUAGGGAAAUCUGUUGUUGAUGACUCCCUUAAUGCUUUCUCGCAUAAGAUGAAGUGGACGAAAGGUGCAAGGGGCUUAAUUCAGAUUUAUCCCCUGAAGGGAGAUGUUUGGGCUCUAUAUAGGAAUUGGUCUCCUGAUUGGAAUGAGUCAACUCCAGAUGAAAUAAUACACAGCUAUGAUAUGGUUGAAGUGACUGAAGAUUAUAGAGAUGAGCUUGGUGUUACUGUUGCUCCACUCAUCAAAGUUUGUGGCUUCAAGACUGUGUUUCAGAAGCAUCCAGAUCCUAGGAAAUUAUGGACGAUUCCAAGGGAGGAAAUGUUCCGAUUCUCUCAUCAGGUCCCUGCUCACUUGCUUACAGGUCAAGAAGGUGUAAAUGCUCCUAAAGGAUGUUGGGAGCUUGAUCCUGCGUCCACACCUUUGGAACUUCUUCAAGUGGUAACAACUGAUAGCAGAGGAAUGGAUGCCGAAGUGGAUGCUAUGGCCAAUGUUACGGUGAAGGGAAUGAAAGCCAAGGAAGAAGUGAUGCUGGUGUACAAGCGUAGACUAAAAGGGAAGCGGUCAUGACACAUUUAGUAUAUUUUUGCAUGCUUUUGGGCCAUAUCAGCUGCUUAGAUUGGAUAGAUCGAUGUGUAGUUUUGGAAUCGAGGAAAUGGAGGAGGAGAAGGGACAGCACUGAGACCACAACAAUGUGAACUAAUCACCUAAGGAGUGCAGUGCUUCUACUAUCUCAUGCAGCAUUGUUCAGAUAGCCAUCUGAUAUUGGUAGUUAGUAGUUAUUCUGCAAAUUCAGCUUGUAAUUAUUGUUUGAUGGAAAUUCACGAUUUUGUUCAAGGUCAGAGAUCUUCAGAAGAAAAAAUUUCAGCUUUAUAGUAACUUUGAGGAUAGUUUGAUUUCUUUACUAGGAUUAGCUAAUUAGUUGCUUUUCUUGUGAAGAUAUCUGAUAUCCGUCAUUAAUGCUUUCUUAGAGGAACAGGGAUAACAAAGGUGGCCAACUCUGUAUAAUCUGGCUUCACCUUUACUUUUAACUUUUUUUGUAUUCAUGUUGCUGAACUAAGGUUCCGAUGUAUAGAUAUUCAUUUUAUAUAUGACCUUUUCCCUACCUGCUCCUAGCAGCUUA
Molecule: messenger RNA, 3107 nt
Organism: Eucalyptus grandis
Lineage: Eukaryota; Viridiplantae; Streptophyta; Magnoliopsida; Myrtales; Myrtaceae
Exons: 1
Coding region: 59-2554 (831 amino acids)
Source: RefSeq, a predicted model, not a curated record